GCAGAGGCCCUGACCAUCCUGGGCCGGGUGAGGUCCACGGGGGAGUUCCUCGGCCUGCGCCUGGUCACCAGAGGUCGCCAGCCCUGCGUGGACUUCGUGGGAGAAGUCACCUCUUUCCUUUUGGGUGGGUUAGGGCUGUUGUUCCUCAUAACAUGCAUCCCCCCGAGUCUGGUGUGCGAUCUCUGGGGCAUGGACAACUGUGGCGACAGCAGUGACCAGGAGCCCAGUUCUGUGUUAGCUGUUAUUUCCCACUCAGGUCCCUCUCUGAUGCCCAGCCAGGAGGGGAGUACAGAGGCUGACACCUCCAGGCCCCCCACUGUCUGCCCAGCUCUCGGGUCAGCAGGCCCCCUCCAGAGUGCAGCUGGGAGCAGUCCCCCAGCGGGCCGGGGCCCUGCACAACAGGAUGCAGCUGCGGAAGGAAGAUGGUCUUGUUACCACCUGCCCCCACUCCUCCAGGUGUAG
This is a messenger RNA of Myotis daubentonii (Daubenton's bat), 462 nucleotides long. RefSeq names its product low density lipoprotein receptor class A domain containing 2 (gene LDLRAD2). The record is from RefSeq and is a predicted model, not a curated record. The transcript has 3 exons. Lineage: Eukaryota; Metazoa; Chordata; Mammalia; Chiroptera; Vespertilionidae. The annotation marks the transcript as partial.